This is a messenger RNA of Artibeus jamaicensis (Jamaican fruit-eating bat), 1107 nucleotides long. RefSeq names its product cilia and flagella associated protein 298 (gene CFAP298). The record is from RefSeq and is a predicted model, not a curated record. The transcript has 7 exons. Gene Ontology annotation, biological process: regulation of cilium movement. NCBI's taxonomy places the organism in Eukaryota, Metazoa, Chordata, Mammalia, Chiroptera, Phyllostomidae. Bases 211 to 1083 code for a protein of 290 amino acids.
GGUGGCCGUGCCCCCGGACUGUUGUCUUUGUGUUGCUCCUGGCAACAGCUACUUCCGGGGGCGCGUGCCGUACCCCCCACACCGGAACCCGGGAGUCUUGGGUUCCGGCUUGGAGAGGCGGUUAGUUGGUGGGUCCCGCUGUGCCCUCGAGCCACCUGGGGCCGCGCACCUGGACCUCCUCGCCGCCUCGGCGAGGCCGGCGGAGCCGCUAUGGUUCUGCUGCACGUGAAGCGGGGCGACGAGAGCCAGUUCCUGCUGCAGGCCUCGGGGAGCACGGAGCUGGAGGAGCUCACGGUGCAGGUGACCCGGGUCUACAACGGGAGGCUCAAGGUGCAGCGCAUCUGCUCAGAAAUGGAAGAAUUAGCAGAGCAUGGCGUGUUUCUCCCUCCUAACAUGCAAGGGCUGACGGAUGACCAGAUCGAAGAGCUGAAGUUGAGGGACGAGUGGGGUGAAAAGUGCGUGCCCAGUGGCGGAGCCGUGUUUAAGAAGGACGACAUCGGACGCAGGAAUGGGCACGCUCCAAAUGAAAAAAUGAAGCAAGUUUUAAAGAAGACUAUAGAAGAAGCCAAAGCAAUAAUAUCUAAGAAACACGUGGAGGCCGGCGUCUGCGUCACCAUGGAGAUGGUGAAGGACGCCCUGGACCAGCUGCGCGGGGCAACCAUGAUUGUGUACCCCAUGGGCCUGCCACCCUACGACCCCGUCCGGAUGGAGCUGGAAGACAAAGAGGACCUGGCGGGCACUCAGGCAGCGCUGAGCGUCAUCCCUGAAUCGGAAGCGCAGCUGUGGUGGGCGGCCAAGGAGCUGCGGAGGACGAAGAAGCUGUCGGACUACGUGGGCAGAAACGAGAAAACCAAGAUCAUUGUCAAGAUCCAGCAAAGGGGACAGGGGGCGCCGGCCCGGGAGCCCGUUAUCAGCAGCGAGGAGCAGAAGCAGCUGAUGCUGUAUUACCACAGGCGGCAGGAGGAGCUCAAGAGGCUGGAGGAAGACGAUGACGACGCCUGUUUGAACUCCCCGUGGGCGGACAGCAGCGCACUGAAGAGACACUUCCACGGCGUGAAGGACAUCAAGUGGAGGCCGCGGUGAGCGUGCAGCGCGCCGGCGGGCACG